Strongyloides ratti is the source of this 903-nucleotide messenger RNA. Its product is annotated as Collagen alpha-5(IV) chain. The transcript has 2 exons. The coding region runs from base 1 to 903 and encodes 300 amino acids. The record is from RefSeq and is a predicted model, not a curated record. NCBI's taxonomy places the organism in Eukaryota, Metazoa, Nematoda, Chromadorea, Rhabditida, Strongyloididae. Gene Ontology annotation, molecular function: structural constituent of cuticle.
AUGGAUAUUGAAAAUAAAGUUAAAGCUUACAGAUUUGUAGCAUACUCAGCUAUUACAUUUUCUGUUGUUUCAAUUAUCAGUGUAUGCCUUACUUUACCAUUAAUAUAUAGCUAUGUUAGUAGUGUAAAAUAUCAAAUGACAAAUGAAAUAAAUCUUUGCCAGGGUUCUGCCAAAGAUAUAUGGGCUGAAGUUAAAGAACUUAAAAAAAUGCCAAUAAUAUUUGGUAAUCGUACUUCUCGUCAAGCAGGAUAUGGAGUUGAUAAUGAAGAUUUACUACCAAAAGGAAAAUGUGAAGCAUGUUGUUUACCUGGAAAACCAGGUCCAGCAGGACCACAAGGAAAACCAGGUAAACCAGGAAAACCUGGUGCACCAGGACUUCCAGGUGUUCCAGGAAGACCACCACAACAACCAUGUGAUGCAGUUACACCACCACCAUGUAAGCAAUGUCCUAGAGGACCACCUGGCCCACCAGGUCCAACUGGACCACCAGGAGAUCAAGGAAUACCUGGAUUACCAGGAAGACCAGGUAUUGAUGGACCACCAGGUGAAGCAGGACCAAAAGGUGCUCCAGGAGCACCAGGAGAAUCAGGACCAAUGGGAGAACCAGGACAACCAGGAAUUCCAGCUAUAGCAGAACCACUUGUUCCAGGAGAACCAGGAGCACCAGGUGAACCAGGUGUUCAAGGACCUCAAGGACCACCAGGACCUCCUGGAGCUCCAGGUGCUAAAGGACCACAAGGACCAAAAGGACCUCGUGGUAUUGAUGGACCACAAGGAGUUGAAGGAAAACCAGGUUUACCAGGACCUCAAGGACCACAAGGACCACCAGGAGAAAAAGGUAUUUGUCCAAAAUAUUGUGCUCUCGAUGGAGGAAUAUUCUUUGAAGAUGGAACUAGACGUUAA